This is a messenger RNA of Stylophora pistillata, 2207 nucleotides long. Its product is annotated as ephrin type-B receptor 1-like. Gene Ontology annotation, biological process: positive regulation of kinase activity; protein phosphorylation; cell surface receptor protein tyrosine kinase signaling pathway. Lineage: Eukaryota; Metazoa; Cnidaria; Anthozoa; Scleractinia; Pocilloporidae. Gene Ontology annotation, cellular component: signaling receptor complex; plasma membrane. Gene Ontology annotation, molecular function: ATP binding; protein binding; transmembrane receptor protein tyrosine kinase activity. The record is from RefSeq and is a predicted model, not a curated record.
AUGGUCCUCACCAGGAAAAGUUGUACUGAUGGAGAAUACGACCAAUCCUCAUUACUGAUGAGACUCCAAGAAGUGGUGCUUGAUGAACUAUUCGUUCUCCUGUUCAGUCCCUCUUUUCUGUUCUUUCUAAAGAUGGAAGAGGCUUUCGCUGGGAGAUUUGCAGGUUUCAGAGGUGCACCGUUGAAAAAUAGCAUUAGAUGUGGAAGUGUAACUGUUGACCUAGCACUUAUAUUCAAUUCCACAACAAAAGACCAAGAUGUAAUUACAGUACUUCGUAAUGCUUCCAACGAUGGGAAGCUUGGAGACUUCACUGUGAGUGCUAUAAAUAGAAAUAGAAUGCGAGUUGAUUUCGAAGUUGGAACUACUGAAGGAGGCACAGUAACGCCACCAGGCGGUGCCACAGGGAUUUUUACUGGUGCAGUGAUUGGAUCAACUGCCACAGUACUCUUUGGUGGAAUAUUUGUCUUUUUCGUAUGGAUGUUAAGAGAGCGUUGCAGCAAGGACUCAAAUGAAACAAGGAAAAAAGGAGAAACAACAGAAGAUAUAGGAAUUGUUGGUGUAGGUCGCUUGAAUAUUUUAACAAUUAACCUUACUGUUGUACGAGACCGUACAUUCUUUUUCGUUUUACCAAGAGGAUACAGCAACACUGGGAUUGAAAUGGCGGAGCCUUCUCAAAGCCAGCAGUACAUGGCGUUGGAUGAGAGGAAUCGGUCAUCUUCUAUAAUAGAUGCAGAGCGGGCGAACCUUCCACAACCUUCCGGGCCAGUAAAUGAAUACGCCUCUUUAUAUUCAACGCCACGCUGUUGGGAGAUUCCUGCAGAGCUUGUGACUAUAAAAAAAGUUGUUGGUAAAGGUGCAUUUGGUCAGGUUGCCAAAGCAAAAGUCAGAGGUCUCCUGGGGAGACCAACGACGACACUUGUGGCUGUUAAGAUGUUGAAAGAUCAAGCUCGUGAAUCGGACAGGAAGGACUUGUUGACUGAACUUCAAUUGAUGAAAGAACUCGAUGCCCAUCCUCACGUCAUUAAACUUCUGGGAUGUGUCACGAAAUCUGGACCAUUGAUGGUGUUAAUUGAAUAUGUUCCCUAUGGAGAUCUACUGGGAUACCUGAGAAAGAGCCGUGGAUUAAAUGACACUUACUUUCAAGACCCAGAUAUCAAACCAACAACAAAUCUGACUUCAAAGCAGCUGAUGAAGUUUGCGUGGCAAGUUGCCGAUGGAAUGUCAUAUUUGUCAUCGAUACCAAUUAUCCAUCGAGACCUUGCAGCUCGUAAUGUGUUGGUUGGAGAAGGGGAAACGUGCAAAGUAACAGACUUUGGUAUGGCCAGAGAUGUUCAAGAGGAUAACAUUUAUCAAAUGAAGUCAAAGGGACGUAUCCCUUUAAAAUGGACUGCUUUUGAGGCGUUGCAGUACGGAAAAUAUUCUACAAAAAGUGACGUGUGGAGCUACGGAAUUCUCCUCUAUGAGAUUUUCACGAUUGGUGGCUCACCAUAUCCAAAGAUGGAUGGAAGACAGAUUUUAACGUCACUAGAAGGGGGAUACAGAAUACCUAAACCACAACACGUGGAUGAUAAAUUGUAUGACGUAAUGACAGACUGUUGGAAAGAUGAUCCUGACUUGAGACCAUCUUUUGAGAAAUUGAAGACAAAACUGAAAGAAAUGGAAGACCAGCACAAGGGGCUGAUAAACUUGAACAAUUACGAUGAUCGACUCUACGUUAAUGUUGACGAACUUGCCGUAUAAUGGUGUGAUAAAUCUUGCAGUCCUAUGAGAUCCUAUACUAUUUUGGAUUUGACGUUACCUUUUAUUCUACUUUAAUUAAGCAAGUAUACAAAAGAUGUCUAACAGCGAAGCGAAGUAAAGUAUACCUUUCAAUCAGUUUUAAAUUUUAUUUUUAAUUUGUAGACUUCAAUAGACAAACAAUUUUGUCUAUAAACAUAUUUAGAAUUGCAACCCAUAAUUUUUCUAGCAACGUUAUAAAUUGAUAUUAUUUCAGACUAAACACCAAGCGAACACUUUUCCAGUGCAAUGAGUAAAAAGUAAAUCAGAUAUUAGUCAUGUCGAUAUAUUGGUAAUAGAAAUUAAAAUCGAACGAUAAGCCUUAAAACACGAUUUAAGUCAACACAAGUGUUUCUGACUGAAGGAAAUAUAAUUAUGUUAUUCACUAGACGGAAGGUCUGUGUUGGGUAAACCUGUGCCCACGGUUUUGG